GGGAACCCGAUGUCACAUCCGGUCUCUUUUGGGCUUCACAGGGCUGCAGCAUGGCGGAUACCGGUGUGGCGGAGACGCUCCUACUGCGGGUUGAGAGAGUGGACGAUGGCGUGGACAGCCUGGAAGUGGCGACCAGCCUCGGGGUGGACCACCAGGUCAUCGUCGGUGCCGUGAAGAGUCUGCAGGCUCUCGGCGACUUAAUCUCGGCCGAGCAGCGCUCGUCCAAGAGCUGGGAGCUGACGGAGGAGGGCACGGAGAUAGCCGAGCAGGGCAGCCACGAAGCCCGGGUCUUCAGCUCCAUCCCGCUGGAGGGUCUGCCUCAGAGCGAGCUCAUGAAGUUGUCCUUUGGGAAGAUCGGCUUCAGCAAGGCCAUGUCCAACAAGUGGAUCAGGGUGGACAAGACACACGAAGGCGGCCCGAGGAUAUUCAAGACUGUGGAGAGCAUCGAAGACCAGGUCAGAGAGAAGCUGCUUCUGGUACAGAAAGGCAACACCUCUCAGCUGGAGGAGAAAGAAAAGAAUGAGCUGAAGAAGAGGAAACUGCUCUCUGAAGUGACGGUGAAGUCGUACUGGAUCGCUAAGGGCGCCUCUUUCAGCACCACCGUCACCAAACAAGAGACAGAGCUCACCCCAGAGAUGAUUGCCAGUGGCAGCUGGAAAGAGAAGAAAUUUAAGCCCUACAACUUUGAGGCCAUGGGCGUGCCCCCUGACUGUGGCCACCUGCACCCGCUGAUGAAGGUGCGAACACAGUUCAGGCAGAUCUUCCUGGAGAUGGGCUUCACAGAGAUGCCGACCAACAACUUCAUAGAGAGCUCUUUCUGGAACUUUGACUCCCUGUUCCAGCCCCAGCAGCACCCGGCCAGAGACCAGCACGACACCUUCUUCCUGUCCGACCCGGCACGCGCCCUUGAGUUCCCACAGGAAUACCUAGAGAGAGUGAAGAAGGUCCACUCAGAGGGAGGCUUUGGUUCACAAGGGUACAAAUACAACUGGAAGAUAGAGGAGGCUCAGAAGAACAUACUCCGCACUCACACUACAGCAGUCAGUGCACGCAUGCUGUAUAAACUAGCACAACAGGAGAAGUUCACCCCUGUCAAGUAUUUCUCAAUCGACCGGGUGUUCAGGAACGAGACCUUAGAUGCCACCCAUCUGGCAGAGUUCCACCAGAUAGAGGGUGUGGUGGCCGACUACGGACUCACACUGGGGGACCUCAUGGGAAUCCUGCAUCAGUUCUUCACCAAAUUAGGGAUCACCAAACUACGCUUCAAGCCUGCCUACAACCCAUACACAGAGCCCAGCAUGGAAGUGUUCAGCUACCAUGAAGGAUUAAAAAAGUGGGUGGAAGUAGGAAACUCGGGGGUCUUCAGACCAGAGAUGCUGCUGCCCAUGGGUCUUCCUGAGGAUGUGUCAGUAAUUGCGUGGGGGCUGUCUCUGGAAAGGCCCACCAUGAUUAAAUACGGCAUCAACAACAUCAGAGAACUGGUGGGACACAAGGUGAACCUACAGAUGGUCUACGACAGCCCUUUAUGCCGACUGGACUCCUGAGUUUAUCAUUAUUGUUUUGGAUGGACACACGUUACCUUUACAUACUGACACCUCAUUUCUGCGUCCCCCUUGAGAAAACUCUCUACCCUCUGAUUAUUAUUGCCAGCCCAAGCUCGGACAGUAAAAACGAGUUGGUCUGAGGUUGGUUCAUACAACACAGAUGGAUCACAGUAAACUGACUUUAAAGGACUUCCACACACAUUGGAGCAGCCUUUGUAUGAAGUGAAUACUGUUCUGCCAUGCAAAACAUCAGUGUGAGUCUUAACUUUGUUAGAUACAAAGUCAAGCUAUAUAUAUUUUUUUUUUUUUACAUCACCCUGCCUCAGUUACUACAGCAAAUGACCUACUUGUACAGGAGAAAAAAAUACUACUUUACACAAUAAAAAGCUUUUUUUUUUUCAAAUACCAA
Molecule: messenger RNA, 1953 nt
Organism: Micropterus dolomieu (smallmouth bass)
Lineage: Eukaryota; Metazoa; Chordata; Actinopteri; Centrarchiformes; Centrarchidae
Gene: farsa
Product: phenylalanyl-tRNA synthetase subunit alpha
Exons: 13
Coding region: 51-1544 (497 amino acids)
Biological process (GO): phenylalanyl-tRNA aminoacylation
Cellular component (GO): cytoplasm; phenylalanine-tRNA ligase complex; cytosol
Molecular function (GO): tRNA binding; phenylalanine-tRNA ligase activity; ATP binding
Source: RefSeq, a predicted model, not a curated record